AUGGGCUGUGGACCGCUUCUGACCGAGGUUGAAGUGGGCAUGGUUUUGGCGCUCCGAGACCAUGGUUUCACACACCGUGCCAUUGCAGAGCACGUCGAAACGUCCACCAAGGCCAUACGGACGGUAAUCAACCAGCGUGAGGCCUAUGGAAGCAACUUCAAGGGCCAAAAACCGGCGAAACUGAUUGGGCGGGAACUUCGGCUCCUCAUUCGAGAGGCAUCCCAGACCGGGUUGUCGGCAAGAAGCGGGUUGUCGGCAAGAAGCCUCGCGACUAAUCAUCUGGCGUGGGCCAAAUUUUGA
Molecule: messenger RNA, 300 nt
Organism: Aphanomyces astaci
Lineage: Eukaryota; Oomycota; Saprolegniomycetes; Saprolegniales; Verrucalvaceae
Exons: 1
Coding region: 1-300 (99 amino acids)
Source: RefSeq, a predicted model, not a curated record